CGCCUUGCACAGUACAUCAGAAGACACCAGCCACAACUCAGUUCAUUUGCCCGUGUUGCACUAGCCUCAGCGCCAAUACUCUUGCCGACUUCAUCCAUCAGCCUCGCUGUUCCUCAGCAGCAUUUCUUCCAAACUCUCCGGGUCACUGCGGACACAAAUCAUGUCAUAGACUUCAUCAAUCGCCCGGGAGAGGUCAUCAUGGCUGCCAACUACUGGGAGUCAACCCAGCGUCGCUUCUGGCUCUUCUCCAAAGACGAGCUUCAAGCCGUGCGCCAGAAACUCGAAGACGACAACGCCGACCUCGUUCAGAUGUUUCCUCUCCCGCAACAGCGGCACCUGGGCAUAUACUUCAACCAGCAGGUCAAUCGGCUCGGUAAACGCAUGGUUGUCCGACAGCAGGCCAUGGCCACAGCCCAGGUCUAUAUCAAACGCUUCUACACCAAGGUCGAAAUCCGGCGAACCAACCCGUACCUGGUUAUCGCUACCGCGCUAUAUCUGGCCUGCAAGAUGGAAGAGUCCCCGCAGCAUAUUCGCCUGAUCGUCAGUGAAGCUCGCUCCCUGUGGCCCGAUUUCCUCGGUCUGGACACCUCCAAGCUCGGCGAGUGCGAGUUCUUCAUGAUCUCCGAGAUGAGCUCUCAGCUUAUAGUUCAUCAACCGUACCGAACCCUGAACAACUACCAACAGGAGCUCAAUUUGACCCAAGAGGACGUUGCUCUAGGCUGGUCCAUCAUCAACGAUCACUACAUGACAGAUCUACCGCUGCUACACCCGCCACACACUAUAGCACUUACAGCAAUCUUGCUUGUGCUGGUUCUGCGGCCCUCACCCAGCAUGUCAGGUUCGAAUCCACCCUCCGCCGCCGGCAUUGCUGCUGCAAGCGCAGUGCUUACUCAGGCUCAUGGCCGAGUGCCCGGACUGCCUCCGACUCCUGGAACACCGAAUCCUGCCGAUAAAGAAAAGCAACCGGAAGCUAGGUUCAGCCGGGUCCAACGGUAUGGCGCAUGGCUGGCCGAGAGCAACGUUGAUAUUGCUGCAAUGGUUGACUGCACUCAAGAGCUGAUUUCAUUUUACGACUGUCACGAGCAGUACAAUGACAAGCUUUCUCGGGAGCAAAUAAACCGCUUCGUCAAGGCGCGGGUUCUUGACAAGUGA
Molecule: messenger RNA, 1152 nt
Organism: Colletotrichum orchidophilum
Lineage: Eukaryota; Fungi; Ascomycota; Sordariomycetes; Glomerellales; Glomerellaceae
Product: RNA polymerase II holoenzyme cyclin-like subunit
Exons: 2
Biological process (GO): positive regulation of transcription by RNA polymerase II
Cellular component (GO): mediator complex; nucleus
Molecular function (GO): cyclin-dependent protein serine/threonine kinase regulator activity
Source: RefSeq, a predicted model, not a curated record